GGCAGGUGGCCGAUUGUCAAUCGACGAUUCGUACAUGAAAGCCAAUCACUCUCUGAAAGCAUUUAUCAGACGCUAACUUCUGCGUGAAUCACAUUAGAGAUAGCUAAAAGCAUCAAUUCCAGUUUUUUCUUUUUUUUUUCUCCCUUCAAAAUCAGGAGGAAAGUGAAAAUCAGCGAAAAAUGGCAUCGACGUUCAGCGGCGAUGAGACUGCUCCUUUCUUUGGCUUCCUUGGCGCUGCUGCUGCACUUGUUUUCUCAUGCAUGGGAGCUGCGUAUGGAACCGCGAAGAGCGGGGUUGGUGUGGCGUCUAUGGGUGUGAUGAGACCCGAGCUGGUUAUGAAAUCGAUUGUGCCCGUGGUUAUGGCUGGAGUUUUGGGUAUAUAUGGUUUGAUUAUUGCUGUGAUUAUCAGUACCGGAAUUAAUCCCAAGGCCAAGUCGUAUUAUCUCUUCGAUGGAUACGCUCACCUCUCUUCUGGCCUCGCCUGUGGCCUCGCUGGUCUCUCUGCUGGUAUGGCAAUUGGCAUCGUAGGGGAUGCAGGUGUUAGAGCUAAUGCGCAACAGCCGAAGCUUUUCGUUGGGAUGAUCCUCAUUCUCAUCUUUGCUGAAGCAUUGGCCCUCUAUGGUCUUAUUGUUGGCAUCAUCCUCUCCUCCCGAGCAGGUCAAUCAAGAGCUGAGUAGGAGAGUUUACUUUUUGAAUCAGUUGAGUCAUCCAAAAAUAUUCUGUAUUGGUUAAAAUGGGAAGUUUUUUACUGAAGAAUUAUUGUCUCCAAUCUGCAGUGUGAUUUUCUGCGAAAUAGAUUGGUUCAGUUCCAUUGCUGUAGACGGUAGUGAAAUACAGGGUUAGGUAUUAGUUCUUCCCUUGAAGUUGUCAUCGUUUCAUUAUUCACAUUGUACUUUGUGAAUUUAUUUGAUGUCCUUGUAGGGAGAUUGCCCCUUUGUGCUUCUAGAAAAAUAAAAAUAAAAAGUAAAAGAAUUAUCAA
Manihot esculenta (cassava) is the source of this 979-nucleotide messenger RNA. RefSeq names its product V-type proton ATPase subunit c2. Lineage: Eukaryota; Viridiplantae; Streptophyta; Magnoliopsida; Malpighiales; Euphorbiaceae. The record is from RefSeq and is a predicted model, not a curated record. Gene Ontology annotation, cellular component: proton-transporting V-type ATPase, V0 domain. The transcript has 3 exons. Gene Ontology annotation, biological process: proton transmembrane transport. Bases 180 to 677 code for a protein of 165 amino acids. Gene Ontology annotation, molecular function: proton-transporting ATPase activity, rotational mechanism.